This is a messenger RNA of Ilex paraguariensis (yerba mate), 375 nucleotides long. The record is from the annotation of a GenBank genome assembly. NCBI's taxonomy places the organism in Eukaryota, Viridiplantae, Streptophyta, Magnoliopsida, Aquifoliales, Aquifoliaceae.
AUGUUUUCUAGAGGGGGUGGGAAACAGACUCUGUUUCAGGAAAAUAGAAAUAGAGAACGAGAUGAUGGGAUGGGAAGGAAUGGUGUGAAAGGUAUCAACUCUAAGGCGAUGGCCCAGCUGCUUAAGAGUGCAAUCAUCGAUGAAAGAAGAGGAAGUGAUACAGGAGAAAACAUCAACAUUGGAAGUUUCAAAGAAGAUUUUGGAAAAAAAAUAAUGGAUGACCAAGAAGAUGAACAGAGGAGGAUGAUUCUAGAGGUUGAGGAAGAGAUGUCUGAUUUACAAUCUAAUGAAAUUUACUGUGACAUGACUAAGAUCUUUGGGUCUGGGAAGCAAUGGGGAGAUGAUAUUGGGGAUCCCAUGGUUGCGGCACAUUAG